AUGGGGUGGCCACAAUGCAAUACCACCGAGGAGGACAUGCUCAUCACCGAGGAUCCCAUAUGGCAUGACUACACCUUCCACCGCCUGGGCCUGUGGCUGUCCGCCGUCUUCAGCUUAAUCGCCAUCGUCGUCUCCUUCUUCCUCAUUUUCAUGCACGCAACACAUUACCUCAAACCCUUUGAACAGCGCCACAUCAUCCGCAUCCUGUUCAUGGUUCCCGUUUACGCCGCCGUCUCCUUCCUCUCUUUCUACUACUACAAUCACAGCGUCUACUUCGAAGUCCUCAGAGACUGCUACGAGGCCUUUGCCAUCGCCUCUUUCUUCAGUCUGCUCUGUUCAUACGUCGCCGCCGACCUGCACCAGCAAAAGAUCUACUUUCGUUCGAUAACGCCGAAGAAUUGGGUCUGGCCCAUGAAGUACUUCCAGAAAUGUACCGGAGGCGCUGAGGCCGGUUGGCUGCGCACACCGAGGAGCGGCUUGACUUGGUUCAAUGUCAUCUGGGUCGCUAUAUUUCAAUACUGCUUCAUUCGUGUCUUUUGCACGAUUGUUGCCGUCGUCACUCAGGCCUUCGAUCGUUAUUGUCUCGAGUCGCUGAAUCCUGCCUUUUCCCAUAUCUGGGUCAUGGUCAUUGAGGCCAUCGCCGUCACUAUUGCCAUGUACUGUUUGAUCCAAUUCUACAUCCAGUUGCGACAGGAUAUCCAACAACACAAACCACUCCUGAAAGUCCUGGCCAUCAAGUUGGUCAUUUUUUUGAGCUUCUGGCAGACAAUGGUCAUCUCUUUCCUAACCAGUUCAGGGGCGGUCAAGCCGAACAACCAGAUACAAACUCCGGAUUUGAAGGUUGGCAUUCCAGCCAUGUUGCUGUGUAUCGAAAUGGCUCUGUUUGCAAUUUUGCAUUUGUGGGCUUUCAGCUGGAGGCCGUAUUCACUAGGAUCCAAAACAUACAUCGCAGAAACCGUCCCUGGUGAGACUCCUGGAGACAGAUCAUACAAGGGAGGUUUUCUCGGGUUAAAGGCAAUCUGGGAUGCUUUCAAUCCUUGGGAUAUGUUCAAGGCAACGGGUCGAGCUGCGAAGUGGCUGUGGCGAGACCGCAAACACCGACACAAAGACGCGAGUUACGAUCUAUCAAGGAAGACCACUGGCAGCCCCUAUCCCGAGAAUGGACAGAAACUAUCAAACCUCAACGGCCCAACAGCAUACGGCGACAGUGCUCUGCAAGGACGCUUUGCUGGUGGCGACGUUGAUGAGGGCCAAACCCUGUUGGCAAAUAGCCAAUCCAUGCCAAUGUCACGACCACAUAUCGCGCAAUUCGAUAAUGACCGUGCAGAUGUUCACAACGACUAUUAUCAUACUAGUGAGAUUGGUGUAGCAUCCUCAAGUUAUGGCGACCACCGACAACAACAAAAUUACCAAUAUCAACCGCCACAGCAGUACCAGACGUACGGUGGCCAGGAGACGGGUGUCGCCCCAGCACCCUACCCUGACCAGCAGCGCGAGCAUACUGGUCAAGUAAGGCGAGAAAAUCGAGUCUCAAUGCCCUAUGUCCCCAGUCAGCCAUUUCCUGGAAGUUCGGAUCCCAGGCAGAAAGAUGGUGGUAAUAUGCCUGGAGGAUUCGUGUAA
Molecule: messenger RNA, 1620 nt
Organism: Exophiala bonariae
Lineage: Eukaryota; Fungi; Ascomycota; Eurotiomycetes; Chaetothyriales; Herpotrichiellaceae
Exons: 1
Coding region: 1-1620 (539 amino acids)
Biological process (GO): transport
Cellular component (GO): membrane
Molecular function (GO): transporter activity
Source: RefSeq, a predicted model, not a curated record